Messenger RNA from Malus domestica (apple), 348 nucleotides. RefSeq lists its product as uncharacterized. The record is from RefSeq and is a predicted model, not a curated record. Lineage: Eukaryota; Viridiplantae; Streptophyta; Magnoliopsida; Rosales; Rosaceae.
AUGAGUGGGAGAACUCAUGUUGUGAUAUUCUUCUUCUGGGCUGCUCUUACUGUCAUCACCCCCACACUUGUUUUUCUUUCAGAGACUUCCAAACCGUACUUGGAUUCAAAUGGUGAGGAAAUUGAAGGAACCAAGGGAAGAAGACUGAUUGGAAUCGUAGGAUAUGAAUCACAACGUCAACCACAAGUUCUGCCAACUACAGCAGCCCCUACAGCAUCACCAUCACUGGCGCAAGCUCCAGUUUCGGAACUAAAACCAGGUUUGAAGCAUGGAGAAACCAGUAUUGUAAAGGUCUUUAUAGAGUCAUUGAAAUUUGUGAUCAACAAUACUAAGUUCAAGUUAAAUUAA